Molecule: messenger RNA, 2103 nt
Organism: Gymnodraco acuticeps
Lineage: Eukaryota; Metazoa; Chordata; Actinopteri; Perciformes; Bathydraconidae
Gene: plpp6
Product: phospholipid phosphatase 6
Exons: 2
Coding region: 177-1025 (282 amino acids)
Molecular function (GO): sphingosine-1-phosphate phosphatase activity
Source: RefSeq, a predicted model, not a curated record
GCGAUUACAACAUCAAAGAUGGCGAUUCGGCUCAGAGUUAUAGGACGUGCUUUGAAUGUUGAGCCGCACAACAGAUGACCAAAAGGAGCGAAAACCCCGCAUAGCACUGCAGACAAUUUGCCACAGAGGACCAGCAACACCCCACCUUACUGUACAUCGGCUUUAAAACAGAUAACAUGCCUUCUCCUAAAUCUAAAAACCCGGUUCGCGGCGGCGGAAGCCCGGUGCUCGGCAGCUCCAACGGCCGCUACGACUUCAUGUCUCUGACGAAGCCGCUGAACCGGUCCUCUCCGCCGCACCAGAGGCAGGGCUCCGACCCCGCCACCGCCCGCCUCAGAGCCUCGGAGAGCCCCACUCGGCGCCGGGGCUCCAGCUCCUCCACCGGCAGCGGACAGGGGCUGCCAGAAGAGGACGGCUUGCGGCUGAACCCCUCUUUCAUCCGCGUAGCGCUCAGCUCCCUGCUCGCCAUCGACCUGUGGAUGUCCAAGACGAUGGGGGUGUGUGCCUGCGAGGAUUCGUCUUGGGGCAGUGUGCGCCCCUUAAUGAAGCUCAUAGAGAUAUCCGGACAUGGCAUCCCCUGGCUGGCCGGUACCGCCUACUGUCUGUACAAGAGUGACAGUGCAACAGGACAAGAAGUCAUGCUCAACCUUUUCAUGGGCCUAUUGUUGGAUCUGGUGCUGGUCACCAUCGUUAAGGCAGUGGUGCGCCGGCGUCGACCAGCCCAUAACCGCAUGGACAUGUUUGCCACCUUUUCCGUGGACCGAUUCUCCUUCCCAUCAGGCCAUGCCACGCGCGCCGCCAUGUGUGGGCGCUUCCUGCUGGCUCACCUGGUGCUGGCCGCCCCUCUGAGGUUCCUCGUCGUGCUGUGGGCCGCCCUAGUGGGCCUGAGCCGGGUGUUGCUAGGCAGGCACAAUGUGACUGACGUGAUGUUCGGCUUCUGGAUGGGAUAUGUCCAGUACAACCUUAUAGAGAUGCUGUGGCUCUCACCUCAAACCCUGCAAGGCCUGCUGGGACAGUUGGCCUAAUGCUAAGGAUUGAAGGAGGAGACAUGGUGGUUUGAUUCUUCAUUGCCAGAGCACCUGCACACUUUUUGUCUUUUUCAGACUGAUGCAUAAGAGAAAUUGUCUUGACAAGAGAAGCGUGCUAUCAAACACACCUUUGUUCUGCUGUUAUCUAACACUUCAGAAGCUCAUUGUCAGCCAUCCCUUUUCAGGUUGCAAUGCCUGUAAUGGGAAGUACAGGAUUUUAAACCAGAAAAGCAAGAGAGACGGAUGAGUCCAGAUGACCACCUGAGGCCGCCUUUCUCCCCUUAAUUGGCCUGAUUCAGUGGAAAUUAUGUACUUUUGUUUCGAAGGGAGUUUUAAUCUAAAUCUGAGGUUUCCCUUUGCCGAUCUGACUUAAGAUAUACCCAAUAAAGAACGCCACAGAAAAGAGGUUCAACAAUAAUAUGAAUCCCUGCUUUGGAAAAAGAAUGGCAAUAUACUUUUUAUAUAUAUAUCUUCCUUUAAGUUAAGACAGAAGCAAACAGCAAUGAGAAAUCAAAAUGGAUUCAAAACUGCAAUAUACAAGUAAAUGAUGAGUGGGGAAGUAUCCUAACUAAUGAGCCCUGUCACUGAGCCACAGCAGUUUUCAAUCUGCACACAAACUGUAAAUAAUAAAAAAACGGUUUUGUUCACAUAUAUUUCACAGUGUGCAAAAGGGCGUAAAACCCCUACUGUUAUCGCUCCAAUGUAAGGCCCUCUGCCCUCACCUCUUUCUCAGCAGUUUACAGUUAAUGAUCUUGUUCACCUCCAGCCAAGCUCAACUUUGCCACAAAGCCAACUAAACUUUGAUUUCCCCUUUUAUAUGACAUCUGAUAGGAUCACUUUAAUCUCACCAGUUUACUGAUUGACUCACACUCUUAUUCCUGUGAAAGUUUCCUUGUAUCACUAACCUCAUCCAAAGCAUAUCACGUAUUGCUGUUUACUAAUCAACUCUGCUGGAUCAAAUUACCAUAUGAUACACAUUCACAUUAUUACAUGAUUACGUUUCACGGAGUAUAUGGUAAUAUUACAAAUGUAAAUGUGGCUUGGGAUUUCUCGCAAAAUCAUUAUUUUGAUCAAU